Molecule: messenger RNA, 2067 nt
Organism: Glycine soja
Lineage: Eukaryota; Viridiplantae; Streptophyta; Magnoliopsida; Fabales; Fabaceae
Product: cytochrome b561 and DOMON domain-containing protein At3g61750-like
Exons: 5
Coding region: 337-1557 (406 amino acids)
Source: RefSeq, a predicted model, not a curated record
AAAGUAUUUAACACUUGAACGUAUAACAUUGGAGAAUGAAUAAAUAUGGAAAAUGAUGUAUUAACAGGAAGAAAAAAUAAUGUUUUGAGGUAGAGAAAUAAAUGAUGCUUGAUAUUUGAGUUCUCAAGAAUAUGAGAGUGAUGAUUACCUAUUUGUACCAACCACUAAACCCCACAACAACCACCAAACUUUAAUCUUCAAAUGCAAGAGAUUUAAUUAUCUCUCAAGUCUGCUUCCUUGCUAGGCAUUCCCUAUUCACAUUUCCUUCUCUUGUUAGUGAAUUUUGUAGCCACAUUUGUUACUAUUCUUGUAUCUCACUUAACCAAGUGUCUAUGAAUGGCAAAUAGUAGAUCUUGGACUCAGAUAUGGCCAUGUUUUGUCAAGCUAUGUGUUCUGAAUUUUGUCUUGGUUUUCAAAAUCACGGCAUUGGGGGAUGGCAGUGGAAGUGGUCCUACUGUUACAGCAGAAAACACUUGCAAGAACACAAAUUAUCAAAGCUUCCUCCCUCCACCGUACCAGAAUAUAUCUCAAAUGAUAUGCACACCUGUAUGGCACACCUAUGAAUUGAGGUACUUCCAGAAUGGUGAUACCACAACUAUCAUAUUAUCUGCUCCCUACACAAUAGGGUGGGUAGGAAUUGGGUUUUCUAGGGAUGGUAUGAUGGUUGGUUCCAGUGCAAUGGUGGGAUGGAUUAGUAAACAUGGUCAUGCAAAAAUCAAGCAAUUUUACCUAAGGGGUAGGAAGCAAUCAGAAGUCAUAAUAGACAAAGGUGAACUCCUCCUCAAUAAUAUCCCUGCGGCUGUGGCGACUAAUGGAGCUGAAAUUCAUAUAGCAUUUCAGUUGCAGAUGACAACCCCAUUUCAGAAACAACCAAUUCUGUUGGCUUUUGGUAGCAAAUAUCCACAGAACCACCACCUCUCCAAGCAUGAAGACAAAACAGCUAUCGUGUUUGAUUUUUCUGCAGGUUCUACGGGUCCUGUAUCCAGUGAAUUGAUUCAGAUGAGGACGAACCAUGGAAUUUUGGCUAUAAUAGGGUGGGGUCUAAUCCUGCCUGUAGGGGCUAUUAUUGCUAGAUAUUUCAGGCACAAGGAUCCCUUAUGGUUCUAUCUCCAUGCAAUCAUUCAGUUUGUAGGAUUCACAUUUGGGCUUGGUACAGUAGUUCUUGGAUUACAACUCUAUUCCAAAAUGCAUGUCCAUAUACCAGCUCACAGAGGCAUAGGCAUCUUUGCUCUGGUACUAAGUAUUCUUCAGGUAUUGGCACUCUUCUUGAGACCAAACAAGGAUUCCAAGAUCCGAAAAAUUUGGAAUUGGUACCACAGUUGGUUUGGAAGGAUGGCACUUAUAUUUGCAGCCAUUAACAUAGUGUUGGGGAUGCAAGCUGCGGGGGCAGGCAGUGAUUGGAAGAUAGGCUACGGAUUCGUUUUUGGUAUUAUGGUUGUUGUAGCUAUUGUUCUUGAAGUAUUGGCUUAUUUGAAAAAAUCAGAGAUGCGUUCUCUACCUCCUAACUUCCAAUUGGACCCUGUUGGAGGAGCUACAUUUCCAACAGGGGGAAUGUGAUUGCUGCUAGUUUUGCACUUCCACAAGCGUUGUCAUUUGUUCCAUUAAACCUGCCCAUGUUAAAUCACAUACUGGUUCAAGUCUGUGUGUGGGCAUAUCAUUUGAAUUCUUUUUGGAAUUGUUCCUUGAUGACAUUUCUGGGUGUGCUUUCCUGGUGUACAUAUAGGUGCAAAAUGCGUAUAUAGCCAGCUAGAAGUUUGCCAAGUUGGACAAUCCAUGCUUGGCCUUCUCACUCAACUUCACGAGAUUGAAUUCUUUUGGCUUGCUUUUUCUUCAUCGGAUUUCUGUUGCUUGGUCAAGAAUGUAAAUUACUAUUCAUAUGAGCUUCCAUUUACCGCUACAUUUUUUGUGAUUCGUAGCUCUUUUUUCUUUUUUCUGGAGAUGUAUGUAUUGGAAUUUAAGAAUCAUACUUUUCUCUUUGUUGAGUGACAAGAUUACAUUCAUUCACCACCUUCUUCAAGACGGUUAGCCCUCUCUAUAAUUUGACAGGAACAUACAAAGUUCGUAGCA